GGGGCGAGCUUAUUGGCUGGGAGGCUUUAUUUGGGCGGAGCUUAGAGAACGGCAUAUAAGGCUAGAAAGGAAGCUCAGUAUUGUGUUGCAGGCGUAUAAGGCUAGAAAGGAAGUUCAGUAUUGUGUUGCAGGCGUCGUGGCCGGAAGGUAGUCCAUCACUCCUCUCUCUCGGAAAGCUGACUUUGUUCCUCUUCCUUGGCCACCAUGGGUCUGGAAGCGAAACCUCUCUCCGUCUCCCAUCCCUACUGGCCUCGGGACUUGAAGCUGCAGCACUACGUCCCCAAUGACCGCCCCAUGUGGCAGAUCUUGACUUUCCUUUUCUCGGUGUCGGGGGCCCUCCUGAUAUUGACCUGGCUGGCAGUGGGACGGUGGAACCGGAAGGAUGCCCCCUUUGGGACGUGGCGCUCCUUGGCUGUCUGCUGGUUCAUGAUCUGUGGGUUCAUUCACGGUGUAAUUGAGGGGUGGUUCAGCCUCUACUACACAGAGAUCCCGGGAGAUCAGUCCUUUCUCUCGCAGCUGUGGAAGGAAUACGCUAAAGGAGACAGCAGAUACGUCAUAGCGGACAACUUCACUGUGUGCAUGGAGACCAUCACGGCCUUAUUCUGGGGGCCCCUGAGCCUCUGGACGGUGCUCGCCUUCCUUUGGCGGCAGCCCCAUCGAUUUCUGCUGCAGCUGACAGUAUCGCUGGGUCAGCUAUAUGGAGACGUGCUUUACUUCUACACAGAGUAUCGUGAUGGUUUCACCGGACACCCCAUCUACUUCUGGUUCUACUUUGUCUUCAUGAACGGCUUGUGGAUUGUUAUCCCUGCCCUCCUCAUCCUGGAUGCCUGGAAGCACCUCAGUGCCAGCCAGAGGGCGAUGGAUGCCAGCAAGCUGAAAAGUCACUAAUAGACCUGCCCGAGAGGGCCAGAGUGGCCAUUGGGACAGCAUCAUAACUCUUGGAGAUUUUGUUGACCCCUCUCUGUUCCAUUGGCUGAGGGGGGUGGGGAUCAUCCUCCAUCUUCUUUCAUUGGUCCAGUCUGCAUUUUAGCUUGAGAGAGUGCAGGCAACGAGAACCAAAACAUGGCUCUGGCAGCACUCACUGCUUUUUCCCACCAUGGACUUUGGUAGCUUUUUUAAAAAAUACAGAUGUGUAUAGAGUUACGCUGUGAGCAACAGAGAAUCCUUGUCCUGCUUCCCUAGAGUAUGCCCUGUGCUAAAAUUGUGCCCAACCAGAGCACUGUCACCCGUUGGAGAACACAGAAGCACUUUUCAGUUGAAUGGCAUUUUGCCUGAACUUCCUUGGGGGAUCCUUCCUGGAUCAAAAAGGCGGCGUGGAAAAUCAAACCAGGGCUGUAGAGGCACUGUCUGGAGUUUGAAUCUCCCUUCUGGCUGCAGAACUCUGAACUGUUCCACAGUUUGGCUCAGGGUCCUGUUAGUGCCUCUUUCUGCGCUGGGCCUUUCUGUCUUUCUCCUGGAUUUGGACCAGUGUGAUUUGAAGCUGGGAGAGAGACGCAGAGGUGCGCUGAGAGAGCUGUGUUUGUCUCUCCCAACGGUAACAAGAACUCGGAGGCCCUUUUUGGGUUAAAUUCAAGGCAGAUGGUCACCCGGAGGCCCUUUUGGGGUUAAAUUCAAGGCAGAUGGUCAAUGAAGCCUAUCAGCUGGUUAUAGGGCUGUCAAGUCCUUCCCAGCCUCUGGCAGGGGACUUGUUUUGUGUGCACUUUGCGAUGAUGUCACCCACGAGUGACAUCAUCAUGCCAGUGACGUUGCACACUGGCUGCUCUAGGCGUUUCCAGGAAAACCCUAUGGUUUUCCCAGAUGCUCUAGCAUUUUGGGAGGGAAAAACUCUCUGGUAUCUAUUGUACCAUAGAGUUUUUCCUCCCAAAUUGCUAAGAGCGUCUGGGAAAAACAUAGUUUUCUUGGAAAUACCUAGAGCAGCCGGCACACAUUGCGAUGACAUCACUCAUGGGUGGUGCUAUUGCGCUGCCAACAUCAGGGGAGGUUCCGCCUGCUGGCAGUGUGGGCUGGUGGGUUGGGAACCUGGGAGGGAGAACCCCCACGCAGACUCGGGGCUUGGCAGCUCUAGCUGAUUAUAAGAGUUCCCAGCAUUGUGCCCAUGGGCACCAUGGCACCCACAGACACCUUUCCUGGUGUCUGCCAAGUGCUUUUUAGAAAAAGGGCGGGGCUAGAUGCAGCUGUCUUGAGAUUUCCUUUCCUAUUGGAUGCCUAGCAUCAGGCAACAGCUGGAAGCAGAGCGGCCAGUUCUGUAGCUCCGAUGAAGGGAUUGAAUACGAAGCGAUCGCAGGCCGUUCAGCUGAACAGCUGGCUGCCCUUUUCCUUGCUGGGGAAAAUGUACACAUCGCUGAAAGACGGCGGCUACUUUUGAAUGAAGCCAGUAAAAUCAGUUCUUGGGACUGGUUUGUCACAAUGAGUGUAUUACUGAAAGGUCUGUUGACCCCAUAAUAAAGACUACGUAAGGAUUUUCACUGA
Messenger RNA from Heteronotia binoei (common prickly gecko), 2469 nucleotides. It is a transcript of the gene EBP, whose product is annotated as EBP cholestenol delta-isomerase. The record is from RefSeq and is a predicted model, not a curated record. Gene Ontology annotation, cellular component: endoplasmic reticulum; membrane. The coding region runs from base 205 to 888 and encodes 227 amino acids. Gene Ontology annotation, molecular function: C-8 sterol isomerase activity; steroid Delta-isomerase activity; cholestenol delta-isomerase activity. The transcript has 5 exons. Gene Ontology annotation, biological process: cholesterol biosynthetic process. Lineage: Eukaryota; Metazoa; Chordata; Lepidosauria; Squamata; Gekkonidae.